Molecule: messenger RNA, 1062 nt
Organism: Gregarina niphandrodes
Lineage: Eukaryota; Apicomplexa; Conoidasida; Eugregarinorida; Gregarinidae
Exons: 1
Coding region: 1-1062 (353 amino acids)
Source: RefSeq, a predicted model, not a curated record
AUGAAAGCGCUCCGACUAAACCAACUGCAUGAAGUCGCUAAGUCCCGCAUGGAUGGUUGUAACAUCAGUGGCGUUUUUCCAGUAGGUUUUUGUUGCUACAUCUGGCGACCCGUGAAGCUGCAGGGUCCCAAGUUGCAUCACCUUACACGCCUCAUCAAGCCACCAGGGCACACGAUCAAUAUCCGCCGAGCCGCCGUCGCCAUCAUUGAAGCUCUCAAGUCGAAGUUCAGUGGCACCGGUAAGUAUCCCUUGAAGCUGAGCCUGCAGGAUGUGUCCGAGGUCUUGGCUGCUGAGAUGCCGGGAGAAACAGAUAAUCAUCCAGUAACCGGCCUGCCAAUGAUGGAGGACCAGCCAAUGAUGGAAGACCGGUCAAUGAUGGAAGACCCGUCAAUGAUGGAGGACCGGUCCGUAAACCCAUCAAAGAAGCCCGCGCUAGUGCAAGGUCUAGGCGACCACCUAUUGGGUCCUUUACAGGCAGUCGGCCUUCCAGUGGUCGGCCUUCCAGUGGUCGGCCCCCCAGUGGUCGGCCCCCCAGCGGUCGACUCUCCGGCAACACCUGUUGUGCAGGAAGACAGUGCUGUAACCUAUGAUUGGGAUGGUUCGGAGUAUUUUGGGCACGUGUACGUGCUCAGUAGUGAGGCGAUGGGUUUCAUCAAGGGGCUGGAGGCAUCCCAGGAGCACGAGUGGCAGGAAAAAGCUUUGAAGGAACGGGAACCUGAGUUGGCGGCGUAUGCUGUUGGCUUAGCGUUGUUGGGUAUGUGCGUCCAUGUACCAGAGGCCGUUGAGGUGUCUUUGUUGAAUCGAGCCGUUUGCAACUACUUGGCCAGCAUCCAGAACACGAUCAGGUUUGCGGAGCUGCCACCAGGGGUUCUGGAGUUAAACUGCCAGCGGGACACUCCUCCCGCAACCACAGAAAAAUAUCUCGACCACCUGAUUGACGUAAUUAACCAGGGUGAACUCGUCGGCUACCGACGAGACAGAGAACACUACCUCGACGACUAUCACACCAUUCUCUACGCCGGAAUACGAACGAACAGGGAAUGGCGGCCCCAUCUUUCUUAA